Molecule: messenger RNA, 5874 nt
Organism: Bursaphelenchus xylophilus (pine wood nematode)
Lineage: Eukaryota; Metazoa; Nematoda; Chromadorea; Rhabditida; Aphelenchoididae
Source: the annotation of a GenBank genome assembly
AUGCGGAGUCCAUUACGGACCAACCCUUCAUUGGCGCUCCUUCUUUUCCAACUGCUUCGGACGCUCUGCAACCCCAAAGCCAUUGAUGUGCUGCAAAGUCAGACGCAGCUGGAAGAACACCCACUCAACUUUUGCAAUAUGACCGAGCUGGCGGCCGAAAAUGGGCUGCAGAAGACGAGCAUGGGCCAGUUUAUGGGCUAUUCCUGUUCGCCCGAAUUUUAUCAUUGCCGUUGGCAGAGCGACGGGUUCCAUACUUACAAGAAGAAUUGUCGGAUCGGUAGGUUAAUCGGGGCGAAAAAGUUGGUUAGAAACAGUGAUUGCCACGGUCAAAAUUUCGGCUUCGGCUCUUAUUGUUAGCUCCCAUAGCCGGAGCCAAGGCCAAAUUGCAGCUCCGGCUCCGGCUCUCGGCUCCGUGCAAACGACCCCAAUUUCCGGUUCCGGCUCUGGCUCCCGGCUCGGAGCCGGAGCCGCUCAGAGCCAGAGCCAACUGCCGGCUCCGGAGCCGUGGCAAUCUCUUGGUUAGAAAGUCUUGACAAAAAGAAGUUAUUGCAUCUAUAAUAAAAAGUGACAUUUUUUGCAAUUUUUUUCAUAAUAAAAAUCACGCCUAUUUCUACCGUAGAGGGUGAUUUAUCCACAAAAAAAUCAAUGUUUUCCGCAUGAACCUGGCAAAGAUAUGGCCAAGAAAUUAUCUCUGUGCCACUCUCCGCAUUUCGGGUACUCUCUCGGUCGCAAAGCCCGUUAAAUUUGUCGGCUGUCGCUGCAAAGCGCGAGCUAAAAUUUUCAGCAAAUGAUAGGUGGCUCAUGUCCCACAUGAUUCAGAUUUUGUUGCAUGUGCUUUUCAGGACUUGUGUUCGACACUUUGGGAACCCAAAAUUGCAACUACGAUUACAACGUAAAGACUUGUGGGCUGCAGUCUGCACCAGGUAAGCCAAAAUUUUAUCCGAAAAAGCAUUUCCACUUGGACCACGCACGUCAAACUGAGAUAAGCUAAAACAGUCCGGUGAAUGGAUCGGCAACUUGGAUCGGAAAAAGAUGCGAAAAAACGUUCUGACGGGGAAGAAAUGGGGAAUUUUUGGGGCGAGAGAGUACGUUUUUGCGUGCCUUUUCUCUCUCUUUCUCUGCGAAGUCAAGACGAAGUGUAAAAAACCGAUAGCGAAGAGUAUAUUCCGGUCACCGGACUCCUCAGUUUGACGUGCCACGUCCCGACCUUGACGAAAUUCAGCAUGUCUUACGUCAACGGCUUACCGUUGCAAGGCGUUGUUAUCAGUCUGUCGGAAAAAUAAUGUGGAUUUUUCGCUGUCAAAUGUCUUGCCUCGUCGCAGUCGGGCCCUAAAUCGACAUCAGCUGCCACAAAGCGAUGAUGGGCCAAGGCGUGACAAUUCCACACUAUUUUCCCGACAGACCGAUAAUCUCUGGUCUGAAGACCAUUUCCAAUUCUCGCAGGGCCUUUGCAACUGUUAAUCUCCCCUUUAGAAGCCUGCACCAACGCCACGGACUUUGCUUGCCCCCUGUCCGAGACCUGCGUUCCGCUGGGACAACGGUGCGACGGCGCUUACGACUGCAUUUUGGAAGAGGAUGAACAGAAUUGCCGUAAGGAAUUCUGAUACCUUUGAAACCCUUCAGAGACGUAUUUUACAUUCGUUUUAAAUGAUUUUUAGCCAUGUGCAAGGCGGAGGAGUUCCCAUGCGUUAAGUCGGAGCAAUGCAUCCCAAUGACUGGAAGAUGUAAUGGGAUCAAGGAGUGUCGCGAUGGGACUGACGAAAUGGAUUGUGAAGGUGAGAUUUAGUCAUUGAAUUUUUUUAAAAAUUUCGGAAAAAUAAAUUUGAUAGCAAAUUACUGCUGGAAAAGCGGCUUUUCCUUUAUGCGGGUUCUGCAUAGCGCGGUUUUAAAACUUCGAAAAACAAUUUUUUUUCAAAGCACCUAAAAAAAUUUUUUUUGGAGAUACAAAAUAGAUUUUUUGAAUUUUUCCUUUAUGCGGUUUCUGCAUAACGCGAUUUUAAAAAAUCGUAAAAAUGAUCUUUUACCAAAUCCAGGAUAAAAAAGCGAUUUAUUAAAAUGGAAAAAUAGGAUUUUUUUAUUGUUUCUUUAUGUUUUUUCUGCAUAACGCGGUUUUAAAAUUUGAAAGAAUUUACUUUGUUUUCUUUUCUCGAUUUUUCGACGACCUAGAAACGAUCUUUCAGAAUGCCCCGCGGGAAAUUUCCUCUGCCGAAAGUCGAAUAAAUGCAUCCCCGCGAUCCAGCGCUGCGAUGGGACCAGCGAUUGUCCCCAAGGCGAGGACGAAUUGCUCUGCAAAAAAGACGCAAGUCAGAUGUAUGUGUGCGAAAAUCGGAAAGAUCAGGUGGCCCGGAACUUGGUUUGCGACGGAAAAGAGGAUUGUCCGGACGGCUCGGACGAGAAAUAUUGCCUGAGGCCAUCUUUGCCGGUGGCGCCGUAAGUGAAAUUUUUGACUUUUGUUAAAAACAUCAAGGCGAGAGAUGAUGUAAAUAGCUAUUUUACGGUUAUUUAGGCAUUUCAAAGCCAUUCUGAGCGAAAGAAGCUGAGUUCAAGCAUUCGUGGUGGGACCCAAAAAAAAAAUUUUUUUCGGGCUUUUUGCAUCUAAUAUACUAGUAAAUACUAUCAUGAUGUUAAAUAUAGUUUUUGUGAUGGCCAAUGUCAUCAAUUUUUGUCGUAAUGACCCAUUUUUUGGACGUUUGGUCGAAAUUUUUGGUCUCGCCACGAAAACUUUUUUAUUGAAUUUUAGUAUUCGAAAGGCUUUUUAUAGGUGAAAUAAAUCAUUUUAGUCUAUAUAAAGACUUUUGGGCUGUCCAAAACGACAUUAUUUUAUCAAAAAUCAAACUUUUUUCCCAUUUCCACCUAGUACAAUAUAAAAUGUGCCCCAUUUUUUAUAGUGAGAAGUCCGUCGAAGCGAAUGAACUGACUUCCACCGCAAUCUACGCCCCUCAAUCUUUGCCCAUCUCCCCGAUCGCGGCUUCCACACCGGCCCCCGUCUCCAUAAUGCCGCUUCCUUCGGUGGAUUCGCUGCGAAUCGCGGGGAAUCGACAGGUCGGAAAAGCGACCGCCUCCUUCCCUCGAGUCCAGUUCGGCGAAUCGAAAGCGAUUGACGCCUCCACAGAAGCUACUAGUCCCAUGCAAAGUCAGGAAGUGACCGAAGCCGGCGACGCCGAAGACAGUCUGCAUUCGAAGCCGACGGUUCAGAUGAAAAAGUACCGACUGCCCAAUGAGAAGCUGACCAGAGGCGAUUGCAAUGAGCCUUGCGCCCAGGACGAGGAGAUCCCUGUGUUUGUGGGACAGAAGGGACGGAAGACGUUCACUCCCACCACCUGGAGCUAUCGACAGGAAGCCGCGACCGCGCCGCAAAUCGCGGUCACGCAACCCAAUCAGACGCACGACCCGUUGCAAGCGUUGAGUGAUAAGUAUGGAGCGGAUAGAAAGUAGGUCAAAGAGGAGAGAUUGAGUGAUUUGAAGGGAAAUUUAACAGUAACGGGGGGUGUGACAUGUUGUACGAUGAAACUUUUUUUCAAAUUGAGAAAAAUUAGGUGUGACAUCUUAUACGAUGAAACUUUUUUUCAAACUGAAAAAACCAGGUGUGACAUGUUAUACGAUAGAAUUUUUUUUUCAAAUUAAAAAAAAUGAGGUGUGACAUCUUAUACGAUGAAACUUUUUCUUCAAAUUGGAAAACUUAGGUGUGACGUCUUAUACGAUGAAACUUGUUUUCAAAUUGAGAAAAAUGAGGUGUGACAUCUUAUACGAUGAAACUUUUUUUCGAAAAAAUGAGGUAUGACGUCUUAUACGAUGAAACUUUUUUUCGAAAAAAAUGAGGUGUGACAUCUCACACGAUAGAACGGGUAGAAAAAAAUAAAAACAUGAAACCUGCAUUUUUCAAUUUGAAAAAAAAGUUUCAUCGUAUAACAUGUCACACCUCAUUUUUUUCAAUUUUCAAAAUGAGGGGGAGUGUUCAAAAAGGGGCAGGGUUCAUUCAACAAAAAGGGGGAGAGUUCAGAAAAGGGGGAGAGUUCCGCCGCAACGCGGGAAAAUAAUGAGCUGUCGCAUCGAAAAUCGUAAUUCUGCCGAAAGAAUGGAUUGUGUCGCUGCAAAAUCAAAUUGCUUUUUACAGUGACGGAUAUAAUCCAGUGGCAAAAAACGUACCAUUUUUCAUCCGGGAAGUAUCAAAAAAUGUGGGAAAAUGCCUCCCUCUCCAAGUGAAAAAACUUCGUUUUGAAGGGACCUCACAAAAAGAGCGGGUGCGGUUUUGAAAUUGGAGUUUUUUCGCUUGGAGAGGGAGGCAUUUUGCUACAAUUUUGGAUACCUCCCGGAUACAAAAUGGUACUUUUUUUGCCACUGGAUCAGGUCUCCCACUGUAGACCAGGCACGCAAAAUUUCAGAAAAAUCGAAAGUUUCCGCCUCGAGCAAAUUGCUGCAUAAGUAAACUCCUAAAAGUGGCCAAUACAUAGAGUAGCGGUAAAAAGUUUAACACCAAUUUGAUGUGCGUAUAACAACUGGGUUGCCGUGUAAAUCAAACGCAUUAAAUCCUACUUUUUAUAUCCAAUACAGUGCGGAUUACAGCGAGUUGUUGCGGAAGAUCGAGAGGAUUUUGAAGAAUGAGAGCGAACCAACGGCGAGGACGUCGAAGACGAAUGCCGAGCCGUUCCAUCGGCUGAGUAAGACGUAAGUUUUUGAAACAGAAGGUGUUUUCCUAAUCGAUGAUUUAUAAAAUAAGCAAUCUGCAUCCGUUAAAGUGGACGUUGAAAAGUUUAAUUUUUAAUCUCGCAGCCUGCGCCCUACAUUUUUAUUAUAAAAAUCUUUAUUAAAGUGUAUUAUUGGAAAAGAAAAUCUUGGUGUUUUUGUGUUAGUGAAGCGGCGUCAAUUUUAAUAUUAUUUUAAACUCCUGAGGCUAUUUCUGAUUUGGCAGCCUGCGCCCUACGCCUUUUCAAAUUCGCAGGCCAUAAUGGGAAAUUUCAAUUUUUCGUAUUGUUGAAGCCAUAUAGCUGUUAAUUGGAGUAUUUUAAAAAGUUCUAAAGCAAUCUCGCAUUUAGUCAUCCUUUUUUAACAUUUGGCGGGCUGCGCCCUAGGAUUUGAAAAAAGACCAAAGAUGAGGAAAAUUAAGAAAAUUUUGGAAAAUAGUAAUUUUUCUGACAUUUGAACAUGCAAUGGAAGAGGUAGAAGCGUAAUAUAACGUAUUUAUAUACUUUUUUUUGUCAAACAUCAGAUGUCAAGUGCAAUAUAGAAAAUUAAAAAAUCUGAAAAAAAUCAAAAAAUCUAUAAAACAUCAAGGCGGGAAAUGCUGUAAAUCGCAAUUUUUACGGUUAUCUAUGCGUUUCAAAGCCAUUUCAAUAAAAAAUAGAGAAGUUCAAACAUUCGUGGUGGGACCAAAACACAAUUUUUUUUGUCGACUUUUUGCGUCUGACAUCUUUGUGAUUAUUAUCAUGAUGUUAGAUAUGCUUUUUUAUUGACCAAUGACAUCAAGUUUUGUCAUUAUGACCCAUUUUUCGGACAUCUGGCCGAAAUUUUUGGUCCCGCCACGAAAACUAACUAUUAAAAUAUAGAUGACUAAAAUUUUCUGACCUGAAUUUCCGGAGAUUUUGGAAAAGAAGAACAAUAAUUUAGCAAAAAAAAUUUUCUUUACCUUCUAAUUUUCCCCCCUCUAACCCCAACAGCUCUCGAUUACACUCCUACAGGCCGCUUUCAGGAUCACCGUCACGGGCCGACCCCACAAAUGGCAGCCCUCCCUGUCGACGAACAGCCAACGCCCCACCACGCCUCUUCCCUACCAUCGACGUCGCGCCCCAUUUCCCGAUGGCGCUGCCGCCGCCGCAUCGCCGUGUCCUCAUGUUUAAGGGCCUGCUGCUGUUCGCGUGGCUCCUCUCACGGCUCUGA